AUGGGCGCGCGCGUCUCCGGGGGGCCCCGGGCCCGGGCAGCGCUCGCCGCACCGGGGCUGCUGCUGCUGCUACUCCUGCUCCGGCUGGCCCCGGGCGUGCAGGCGGCGCGGGGCCGCGGCGGCGCGGAGAAGAACAGCUACCGCCGCACGGGCAACACCUUCUCGCAGAGCGUCAGCAGCCUGUUCGGCGAGGACAACGUGCGCGCCGCGCAGAAGUUUUUGACCAGGCUGACCGAGAGGUUCGUGCUUGGAGUGGAUAUGUUCGUGGAAACAUUAUGGAAAGUUUGGAUGGAGCUUUUGGAUGUUCUUGGACUUGACGUCUCGAACAUGUCCCAGUAUUUCAGCCCCACCUCAGUGUCCGGCAGCCCGGCCCGGGCCCUCCUGCUGGUCGGCGUUAUUCUCCUGGCCUACUGGUUCCUGUCGCUCACGCUGGGCUUCGCCUUCAGCCUCUUGCACCUGGUGUUCGGCCGCUUCUUCUGGGUCGUGCGAGUCCUCCUGUUCUCCAUGUCCUGCGUGUACAUCCUGCACAAGUACGAGGGCGAGCCCGAGAGCGCCGUGCUGCCCCUGUGCUUCGUGGUGGCGCUUUACUUCAUGACAGGGCCCAUGGGGUUCUACUGGCGCAGCAGUCCGAGCGGGCCCAGUGUGGAGGAGAAGCUGGAGCACCUGGAGAGCCAGGUCAGAGUGCUCAACAUCCGCCUCAACAGGGUGCUGGAGAGCCUCGACCGCUCCAACGACAAGUGAAGGCUGGCCGGGGCCCCUGCCACCAGUGCGCACGCUCGGAAGAAGAGAAAGAAGCAGCAACCGAACCCCAAACACUCUUAAUAAACGUGACUGAGCAAGAAAGCGGCACCUGGCCAUGGUAUUUUUGACCGCGUGUCGGCUCUUAGGACGUGUGUCAAGAAUUCAAAGGCCAUUUAUUUAGAACUACACAUUAAGUGUCAUCGUGGAGAAAAUAUUUUUCAAACAAAGGAUAGAAUCACACUAGCUGCACAGUACGCGAGAAGCGUGUCUGUGCACAGAGCAUCAAGUUAAUUUUUCAGGCAUUUAAAUACAUCUUUUGUAAGGUUUUUUAAUAAAGGCGGAUUGAGUCGA
Molecule: messenger RNA, 1092 nt
Organism: Choloepus didactylus (southern two-toed sloth)
Lineage: Eukaryota; Metazoa; Chordata; Mammalia; Pilosa; Megalonychidae
Gene: BRI3BP
Product: BRI3 binding protein
Exons: 3
Coding region: 1-741 (246 amino acids)
Cellular component (GO): mitochondrion
Source: RefSeq, a predicted model, not a curated record